Messenger RNA from Cydia amplana, 2105 nucleotides. RefSeq lists its product as uncharacterized. The record is from RefSeq and is a predicted model, not a curated record. NCBI's taxonomy places the organism in Eukaryota, Metazoa, Arthropoda, Insecta, Lepidoptera, Tortricidae. The coding region runs from base 16 to 1161 and encodes 381 amino acids. The transcript has a single exon.
AACCGAUGUUUAAAAAUGGAUACAUUUAGUACAGAAAUCAUAAGCAAAAGCUAUUCUAGUCUUUCCGGCCAGAACAAGUCUGAAUUUAAUAGAAUAGAUUAUUAUAGUAUUACUAGAAAUAAUAGCAGCGAAGCCGAAGUAUUUAACGAAAAACAUAUGAAUUCUAAAAACGCAUCUAACCCCACUAUCGGACAACUAAGUGCACAAGUCAUGAAUCUACCAUAUAGUGAAUACGAAAAAGUUGUUACAGACGACGCAUUUGAAAGCCCUAAAGUUUCCUCAAGAGAAUACGAUAUCUUAAAACGGAUAAAAGAAGUAUAUGACGCUUGUUCUUGCAAGAUUUGCAGGUGUCUUAUGGGGCCAACUAUUACACCUCGUGACGAAUAUUGUGAUUGUGAACCUUGCAAAUGUAAAUACUGUACACUGAAUAACCUACGGUACGAUACUAUUAAGAUUAACGUACAGUCACGUUCAGGAAAUGACAUUCUCUAUAGAGAUAAUGUAAAAGAAACAAGUUGCAAUUGUAAGCCUUGUAACUGUAUUGAAUGUAUUCAGAAUUUAAGUUUUAGAAGAAAACCUGUUAAUUGUGUUGGGAAUAACAUGGACGCAGCAAGCAAUGAGAUAUCGAUCUCAACUGCGAAAAUAAACAGUCUACAAAAAAAAUAUCCAACGCUUGACAUACCUAUUGGAAUCAACAAACUUUUGGCUCGUCCUAUAACCACAAAUAAUGCAUAUUCAAAUAAGAAAUGUGUGUGCAGUAAAUGCGAAUGCAUCAUAUGCGAAUCACAAGGAAAUACUUUGACUUGUUAUUCAUCAUUGCGGUAUGGAGAUAAACCAUUUCAAAAGUUAACAUGUCCUGAAUUCAGUAAAUGUGCAACGUGUAAAAAUCCACAUACCUCAGAGUCGAUUGAUUAUGCUAAUUGUGAAUGUGAUAUGUGUAAUUUUGCACAAUGUGUUCUAAACUCUGAACCUCAAAACAAUUUAAAAAAAAGAAACCCGUAUAACAAUCAUGGAGGCUCAAACAAACCCUCUAUAGAGGAAAACCCUUUAACUUAUGAAUGCAAUAAAUAUGCACAUGAUAAAUUCAGACGGGGCAAUAUAUUUUACGUGAACAAUGUGAGAACAGACCAUCCAACUAAGAUAAUGUUACGGCCGGAAUAACCUAGACUAAAGGAAAAUAAAGUUGACUUACCUCUUUCCAAGAAUAACCAAAAUUCAAAGAACAAAAGUCAAAGGAAAUCGACUCAGUUUAAUAAGUAUAAGACUGUGUUAACUUCGGUUUUCAAUACAAAUGCCCUUGCACCCAAAAACCCACUUAACAAUGUUUCAGUUGUUAUUUAUCCUCGUUUAAAUAUACUUGGAGAUUUUUACCCAAUUAAUAAUGUAUACAAGACAAGUUCAUAUUCAUUUUCGUCAGGAUUCAGCUCUACAUGGACAAUAACAGCAUCUUCGGUAUCAUAUGAAAACAAAGGAUGCAGCAAACGCACUAUUUCCUUACCUGAUACAAAUAUUUUUGAUAGUCUUACGGAAAUCGGUUCAAAUUCCAAUAUUACCGAAGUUCGAAAAUAUGUUAUAUCUAAUUAUACGAAUCAACAUAAUAACAUUUACCAUUGCUCUAAUAUCACAUCUGAUUUUAACAAAAUCAAUGGUGUUGGUGUCAAGUUGAUACGUGAGAUACAACAGAAUUAUCCAAAUGAUAUCGGAAACAGAGUUGCUGGUGACGUCUUAUUUGAUAAUUUAAACCAUUUUUUUACAAAAAGAUGUAACGUUGAGCAAACUAAGACAGUCAAUUAUAAUAAUAUACAUAAAAUAGUGCUGAAUGCUAAGCUUUUUACUAUUCAUUUGACUAAGAUUUUACAUAAGUACGAAAAAGCUAAUUUGGAAUUUGAAACCGUUUCAAAAGAAUUAAAAAAGUCGCUGUAUAUGAUUUUAAAUGGUUUGGGCAGUAGUAAGAGUAACUGUGUUAUAAAACAAGCAGCGGUUAUUAAAGAAAAAAACGGGGCAACCAACGCGAGUACUGAAGACGAUGCAGACUCAGACCACUCAGAGCGUUUUGAGAUUGUUAAGCAAUCUAAGUAUAAAAAUGUAAAAGAAGAGAAUAAAUC